Molecule: messenger RNA, 553 nt
Organism: Uranotaenia lowii
Lineage: Eukaryota; Metazoa; Arthropoda; Insecta; Diptera; Culicidae
Gene: Blos1
Product: biogenesis of lysosome-related organelles complex 1 subunit 1
Exons: 4
Coding region: 38-496 (152 amino acids)
Biological process (GO): endosomal transport
Cellular component (GO): BLOC-1 complex
Source: RefSeq, a predicted model, not a curated record
ACCCUGAAAUCCAAUAAGAAUUAGAAACUUUCUGCGGAUGUCAUGUUUGUUUGGCACUCGUUUUAAAAAUAAUCAACGAAUCAACAUAAAAACUUACUUGUUUUUCCUUUAUUUGAUAGAAAUCGGUAUGUUAUCGGCAAUGAUAAAAGAUCACCAAGCCCGGCAGGCUGCAAAGAAAGAAGAACAAGAACGUAGGAGAAAGGAAGCUAUUUUGUCCGCAAACGAACUAACUCAAAAUCUUGUUGACCAUCUGAAUGUGGGGGUUGCCCAGGCAUAUUUAAACCAGAAACGAUUAGAUGCUGAAGCCAAACAGCUACACGUCGGGGCCACCAAUUUUGCUAAGCAAACACAACAAUGGCUCACGCUUAUUGAGAAUUUCAAUGGAUCUCUUAAGGAAAUUGGAGACGUUGAAAACUGGGCAAAAACGAUCGAAAAUGAUAUGAAUGUUAUUACUACAGCACUGGAAAUAGCCUACAAAACGAGUAGAGAAAAAUAGAUUUGAUGCAUGAUUAUCUACAACAUUGUCAUAUUAAAUUAUUUUCGAAAGCAUUUA